Cylicocyclus nassatus is the source of this 470-nucleotide messenger RNA. NCBI's taxonomy places the organism in Eukaryota, Metazoa, Nematoda, Chromadorea, Rhabditida, Strongylidae. The record is from the annotation of a GenBank genome assembly.
AAAGGAAAUGUUCAAUAGUAAAAAAAAUCUUAAAAAUUAGACAUACGUAUAGCUAUUUUUAAUCUACACCAAAGAUCACUCUAUGUAAUCUGUAACCGCCAUUAUCUACCACCCAAUUCACUUCCUCCUAAAAAUAACCUAAACGACAGUAGAAGGAUGUCCUCAACAAGCGAAACCACUUCUGGCACCGAAAGCACAUCGAACACCGAAUCUUCAACAUCAAGAAGCGAUGCCGAACUCUACCUAAAGCCGCUUAUUGGACUCACCGCUGAGCAGCUAAAAAUAGCACAACAAAGCGCAUUUUGGAAGUUUUGGAGAGUCACAAUCAUUGUCGUUUUCUGGGUGAUCUGGACUGGUAUGGUAACCGGUGCGAUAUUGAUCAUUGUUUUGAACAACGGUGACCUGCCGAAGACCACAACCACUACCGCUCCAAGAACAACAGCCCAUCAAUAAAUAUUUGCGAUAGCGUA